UCGCUUUACCAAAACGUGGUCAAUAAUUCACGCAGAGGGAUAGCUACGUGUGUGUGUGCGCUCAUCGGCUGUACCCGUAAAUUAAAAUGGUGCAUAGGCAACAGAUACUAUACUUAAUAAUAAUUAGUGUAGCGAUUGCGAGGUGUGAUAAUUACGGAAAUACGACCAGAAAUAAGUAUCUUAUGCAUUUGAGCAGAAACAGUCGAAGAGCGAAUCAAAAUUGGUACCAAAACUUGCUUAGUGAUAAACUGACCGAUCGGCAAAGUAGAUUUCUUAACCUCUUCACCGUGAUGAACAUUGACAACCUAGCAUGCGUUGGAGUUACAGGUGAAAGGGGCACCUGCCUAACUCAAAAAGAGUGCCAAAAACGUGGUGGCAAACCAAAUGGUGGAUGUGCGGGGGGGUUCGCUUACUGCUGUGUCUUUCUAGUCACUUGUGGGGCGACAGUUCGUGAAAACGGUACUUACUUCGUCAACCAAGGAUUCCCUCAAAAUUAUGAUGGUACCGGCUCGUGCCAAAUCACAUUAGUCAAAUCUUCUCCAAAGAUAUGCCAGUACAGGGUGGACUUCGACAAGUUUGUACUAGCCGGUCCGGAAAACGUGAACAACAUCUGUAACAACGACCAGUUUAUGGUAUCGGGAGCGAGUAAUGUGCCUCCAAUUUGUGGGAAAAAUUCUGACAACCAUAUGUACAUCGAUUCUGGCGAAGGCAAUACUGCUCCAAUCAUUCUAUCUGUGGUGACUAGCGGACCUUCGUUUAUGAGGACGUGGAAGAUGCGGAUUUCGCAGAUACCAUGCACUUCGAGGAACCGGGGAGAGAUGGGUUGUUUGCAAUACUACAACGGAGUUUCCGGACAGAUCAAGUCGUUCAACUAUGACCUUGCCACUGGUCUGCAGCUCUCAAACCAAGACUAUAGCAUAUGCAUUCGCGCUGAAAGGAAUUUCUGCUCAAUACAGUACACGGCAUGCCCUGAUACAGUUAAUAAUCGCUCCCAAUCGUUCACUCUGGCAGGCAUCAGUACCAACGUCGUCCAGGCAAUGACAAGCACCUGCCAGGCAGAUUUCAUCAUAAUACCCAUGGCACAGAACGUUGGCCGACCGGCGGGAACGACCGCUAUUACAGCCGAUAGGUUCUGCGGGGGAACCUUAAGUACGGAAACCAACGCGAUGCUGUCAUCUACACUUAGAAGUAACGUCAAACCUUUUCGAAUUUGGUUCCAUACAGACAAUGUGGAAAGUCCAACGGACAUCGGAAAUAGAGGCUUCUGUUUAGACUACGUGCAACAACCUUGCAGUAAUAUAGCGACGUGAGGCAAAUUUCAGUUUGCCCGUUUUCACAGUACAAUCUAAUCAUAAGGUUAUGUGUUAUGAAAUGUAGGUAUAUUGAUAAGGUCUUUAAUAAAAUUCUAUUUCCGCUA
Molecule: messenger RNA, 1417 nt
Organism: Photinus pyralis (common eastern firefly)
Lineage: Eukaryota; Metazoa; Arthropoda; Insecta; Coleoptera; Lampyridae
Exons: 8
Coding region: 87-1310 (407 amino acids)
Source: RefSeq, a predicted model, not a curated record